GGCAUUUAUUGCAGCGUACAGAUAGCUAAAAUCAUUACUGUCAGGAACAAUUGUAAAAUUAUUAGUUUUUUUGCAGAGAUCAAGUUGAACGUCGAGAUGAGCUUUUCUGUUAACUAAAAGAAUGCUGCUGUACAGUUUGCAUACAUAUGAUUCUAGCAAAACCUGGACACUUAUUGAUGACUCAAUUGAUGUAACCAACGACAACGAGGAGCCGCACACGGUGAGCAGAUCGGACUCCAGCUUCAUCAUGCCGCAGUUCAUGUCGCCCAAUCUUUAUGCCCACCAGCAUGAAACAGUGUAUGAAACGAGUGCCCGACUGCUCUUCAUGGCCGUCAAGUGGGCCAAGAACCUGCCCAGCUUUGCGCGUCUCUCUUUUCGAGAUCAGGUGAUUCUCCUAGAGGAGUCCUGGUCAGAGCUAUUCCUGCUGAACGCUAUCCAAUGGUGUAUCCCCUUGGAUCCUACGGGCUGUGCUCUCUUCUCGGUAGCGGAGCACUGUAAUAAUCUGGAGAACAAUGCCAAUGGGGACACUUGCAUAACAAAGGAAGAGCUGGCGGCAGAUGUGCGAACCCUCCACGAGAUCUUUUGCAAGUACAAGGCGGUUCUGGUUGAUCCUGCAGAAUUCGCUUGCCUCAAGGCGAUAGUUCUGUUCCGACCGGAGACCCGCGGACUGAAGGAUCCGGCGCAGAUUGAGAAUCUCCAGGAUCAGGCGCACGUAAUGUUGUCGCAGCACACGAAGACGCAGUUCACGGCCCAGAUCGCCAGAUUCGGUCGACUCCUUCUUAUGCUGCCACUAUUGCGCAUGAUCAGCUCCCACAAGAUCGAAUCCAUUUACUUUCAGCGCACAAUUGGCAACACGCCCAUGGAGAAGGUCCUCUGCGAUAUAUAUAAGAACUAG
Molecule: messenger RNA, 895 nt
Organism: Drosophila subpulchrella
Lineage: Eukaryota; Metazoa; Arthropoda; Insecta; Diptera; Drosophilidae
Product: photoreceptor-specific nuclear receptor-like
Exons: 6
Coding region: 122-895 (257 amino acids)
Biological process (GO): cell differentiation; positive regulation of transcription by RNA polymerase II; anatomical structure development
Molecular function (GO): RNA polymerase II cis-regulatory region sequence-specific DNA binding; nuclear receptor activity
Source: RefSeq, a predicted model, not a curated record